Molecule: messenger RNA, 5186 nt
Organism: Ostrea edulis (European flat oyster)
Lineage: Eukaryota; Metazoa; Mollusca; Bivalvia; Ostreida; Ostreidae
Product: zinc finger protein 808-like
Exons: 6
Coding region: 1422-4697 (1091 amino acids)
Biological process (GO): regulation of transcription by RNA polymerase II
Cellular component (GO): nucleus
Molecular function (GO): RNA polymerase II transcription regulatory region sequence-specific DNA binding; DNA-binding transcription factor activity, RNA polymerase II-specific
Source: RefSeq, a predicted model, not a curated record
UGAUAUUUACCUGAGUGCAUGCAUUGCAUUGCAUCCCAUGCUGAACUAACUUCAAGGCAAUGAGAGGGAAUGGAACUGUCACCAUGUCUCCCAUCAUUGGGUUAUACCAAGGAGUUAAAACUGAAUACUCGACGUAAAUAUUUGCUAUAUUUUGAUAUGGAGAAACCAGAUGUUUGUAGUUUCUGUUUUAUGAAACAAUCUUCUUAUUUUGAUCCCUUACUGCAACAGUCCCAGUGUAAAAGCAUAAGACUCUGGUGUCACAUGUUUUGUCAUGCCCCAGAAAUGAACUGUUAAUGCUUCCAUUUGGGGUAAGAAUUCCAUUCACAUAUGAGGGAUUUUUUAGCAUUUGUAAAACUGCAUUUGACAGUAUUUGCACUUGGCUACUUUAUUUUGCUAUCUCCAGUAGAAGACUGGUUUGUGGAAAGAAACUUUCGUGAUCAUUUACGACUAUUUAUAUGAAGGUGUUGAAUUCUUAACACUUUUGUAUCUCGGGGUUGUCACUAACGCAAGAAUGUGUGUCCUAGACGCAGCAAAUUCAUUUGAGAUGCAAGUUUGUCUGAUAUGGCGAGUCCCACAGACGCGUCAGUGACGGUCACGGACUCUGAAUAAAAAUCAUAAUUUUUUUUAGAAGCCCUGAUAUUGUGUAUCAAUUAAAACUCGUAGGAAAAAAUCUAGGUAAAAUGUUACGCUCUAGUGAACCAAAAUAAUACCACAGAGUUCAGUGUCCCAAUCCGACUUGAUUGUUUAGCGUCGGUCAAUUAGGUGUGAAUUAGAAUAUAAUAUUCAAAAGAUAAUUAGAUAACAUGCAAAAUGAAGAACGUUUUGCCACAGACAAGUUAUUUACUCUUAUUGCUUUAUUUAUUUGUUUGUUUUACAUAUCGGGUUAAAAUGGUGUUUAAUAUUGUGUUGUGAUGAUAGAAGAUUCGGGGAAAUAAUUCUGUUGCCGUGGACAAGUAGUCGUCCGAGGCCAAGUAGCGAAUGAUAAAAAACAAAUCUUAAAAUUUAUAUAUUUUAUACUGCUUCCAUUUUAAUUAUCUUAUAUAAAAAAGACUCAUUAGAUAUCCAUUGGACUCAUCAAAUUUUCGUAGGACUCAAGCUGCUUAUAAACCACAAGUCCGGGACUCGUCUUCAAUAAUUUUUAGUGACAACCCUGGUAUCUGAUACAAUCACUAAAAAUAAUAAGAAUUCAUGAAACUUAUUACAAAGCAAUAUUGAUAUCCAUUCAUUUGAUUUACUUUGUUGAAUUGUAUUAUAAUGAAACUGAUGUCGGAUUUCAUAUAGAUCAUCUUCAACCAAUAUGACAGGCAUUGAUUGUGAGUGACAUGAUGAGGAGGAUCUUGGGAACCGUACAAAAUUUUCUCACACUCAAAUAAAAGGAACGUCAUUUUUCACAGAGGACAUGGUUUUGAGUACUACAAUUUAUGUAUGGACAUAAGCAGAUGGAGUUCUUGAAUGAACAGUUGAUCUUAGAUGCCAAGUCUCUGUGUGACCGCUUGCAGAGGAACAACUAUGAAGUACUUUUACUGGUUGCCCACAAGACUGAGGCUAGUAGAUCAUUCCUGGAGGGUACUCAGAUGGGGAGGCAGUUUGUGGAGAGCAGUGUUUCACUCUUGAACAAAUUCACCAGCUUCUGUUAUGAUGGUAUUUGUACCUCAACAUUAACUGAGGAAGAACACCUGUCUGUUUCAUCAUCAGUAGUGGGAAAUGUUGCUGGAAGUGUCCGCAUCAAGAAAGAAGUAGAAGACAACUAUGAAACACCAGCAGUGUUUGGAAGACAUGGUCGUAAAAUCAAAGCUCCAAGCUGGAAAAAAGAUUACUACUCCCCAUCCACUACAAAAAGGACUCACACCACUGAUGAGGCGGAGAUGCCUUCAAAAAAACGUAUCAGAGCUAAAGAUUCAGAACCAAGGAAACAAAUUCAUACAACAGAACCCAUGAUGAAAAAUGAAAAACACAACUCACAAAAUGACAACCAAACGAAAAAAAAUGCUUCACUAAAAUCCUUGGAAAAGGAAAUGACAAAAAUAACUACAGAGAAAAAGAAGGAGAAAACAGAUUCAAAGGUUUUGAUCCCAAAAUUGCAUAUGGCUUACUCAUGUAGUGUGUGUAGCCAAAUUUUCAACAGUUCAAAAGAGCUAGAUGAACAUGAAAAGUCACACAAGUUGAAACAUUUCUGUCAGCUUUGUGAAGAAGUAUUUCACACAGCAGAGGAACUUUUCUUUCAUUGUCAUAAACAGCACAGUGAUGAUUUCUGCUUUUGGUGCAAUUUGAUAGAGGUCAGCACAGAAAAGAUGAAAGAUCAUGAAGAAAAUUGUCCACCAAGCAAAGAAUUCAAAAGAAAGUGUCAUUUUUGUACAACAACUUGCCAUUCUAGCAAUGCAUUUGAAGACCAUAUUAUAAACUGUCAUGGACCAAAGGACCAGAAGUGUUCUCAAUGCAACAAAAGUUUUUCAUCUCUACUUGCAUUACGUGACCAUCAAACAGAGCACAAACCAUCAAAGGAAAAUCAUUGUGUGGAGUGUGAUAAAGACUUCCCCUCUUCACAGAACUUCAUUGAUCAUGUAGUAAAAGAUCAUAUUUCUGCAGGAUCCGGUAUACAUCAUAGUGUGAUGAUGGAUGCAACUGAAGAUGCAUCUGAGGACGUAAAUAAUGAUGAAAUCAAGACAACGAGCAUGAUUGGAAAUGAUGAAACCAUUGAGACUGACACCAAUAAUGAUUUACCAAGGGAAUCUGAAAAUGCAGAAGAUAUGCAAUCUGCUGCAUCUGAUGGUAGCAAUGAUGAUGAUAGUAGAAAUGGUGAUGAAAAAAACAGAUAUGGAAAUCAUUCUAACUCCAAGAAAGGAGAUCAUUCAAAGCUUCCUUUGAAACUUGGUAAGAAAUCUAGAAAGAAAUCCUUUACUUGCACAGAGUGCAAUGAAACAUUUAACAGUUUCCGUGCAAUGAGAAAACACAAUAGACAGCACAAGAAAGUUCAGCCACAGAGAGAUUGUAGACUCUGCAAAGAAAAAUUUGAUAGUAAAUAUGCUGAAUUGCUGCACUUGUUAGCAAACCAUAAAGAAAACUACUGCCUUUGGUGUGAUGCAACUUUUAAUGAUGACACAGAGAAGGAGGCACAUGACAGUGCAUGCACUCCAAUGGAUGAAAAAGUCAUGAAGAAAUGCCAUGUAUGUCCCAAAUUUUUCAGUAAAAAACAGUCUUUUGAGAAACAUUUUGCUGUUGUCCAUGAUGAUGAAUUCAAAUGUAGCAUCUGUGGUCAUGUCUCCGUUUCCAAAUGCCUGUUAGAGCGUCAUACAAGUGUUCAUGGUCCGGGAGAAAAAUGUGAAUGUCCAGAAUGUGGAAAGGUGUUUAUGAGAAGAAAGAACCUUGGCAGGCAUAUGAGAGAGGUGCAUAAAGUUACGAAACAGAAAGUAGUGAAGGAAACAUGUCCUUGUGAAUGCCAGGUCUGCCAGAUAGGUUUUCAUUCAAGAACUGAGCUUGCUGAGCAUAUUAAAGAGUCACACAUGGCUGAAAUCAAUGAAAAAAUAGUAGACAAUCCAAAAUUUACCAUCAACUUCCAUGGAAAUUCUAUAUGCAAAAAAUGUGGUAAAAAUUUUCCAAAUAAUGAUGAAAUGGCAAUUCAUUUGGCAAGUCAUUUAGGCAUUCUGAAUAAAAAUAACUCUUUUAUUUGUGAUGUAUGCGGAGAAAAGUUUCUUCAGAAAAGCCUGUUCAGUGCACACAGGGCAAGGCAUGUAAAACAAAAAGAAUACCAAUGCACCAAAUGUGAUAAAAAAUUCCAUGUUAGAUCUUCUCUUCUAUCGCAUAUGGAGACACAUAGACUGAAUAAAGACUAUGUUUGUCAUAUCUGUGGCAAUGCUUUUAAGAGUCGUCAUAGUCUAAGAAUGCAUGCAAUGAGACAUAACAUUGACCGAUUCCAUGUGUGCAAGUAUUGCAAUAGUACAUUUCGUUGCUAUGAUGGCCUCAAGUAUCAUUGGGUUGUUUAUCACCCAGAGGAAGUCAAACGGAGAAAUCUGACGGUGUUUCCAUGUUCUUACUGUGAUAAGGUCCUUGCUACCAAAACACAACAUGCAAGGCACAUGGCUAAACAUGGAGCCGAUAGAAACCAUUGCUGUGAAAUCUGUAAUAACAGAUACUGUACGGUUGCUCAAUUGAAUGCUCACAUUAAAAAUACUCAUACACCUCAACAAAAUAUCCACUGCAAUGCAUGUGAUCUGUAUUUUAUGAUUCCAUCAAAAAUGUUGCGACACAUGAAGUCUCAGAAACACAACGAGAAUUGCAUAAAGAAAGGAAUUGACCCCAAUGAUUUCUAUGAAUUACUGGCAAACUUGGAGAGAACAAUGGUAGAAUCUGUAGAUCUUCAGCAAUACAGAUCUGCCAAAACCAGCACUAAAUAUCGAAAGCUGUAUCAGUCAAUAUGUGGUCAGAAGAAGGAUUUGGAAGUGGGGACUGGUGAACUUGUGAGCAUGUUACAAGACAGUGAGGUUCAGGAGGCGGUGACACUGGAUUUGACCAAUGUCCAGUACAUCUCUCAUCUGCCCAAAGCGUUGGAGGAAGUGGAAAUUUCAGAUCAUAAUCUGAAGCCGAACACAGACAUCUUUGUGGUCUAUGAUCAUGGGCCGGGAACCAGCAGAAAUGUCAGCCUGGAUGCUCAAGCUGUGGAGACCCUCCAGUCCAUUUUGAAUCUCAGCAGUCAGCAGUAAUAUUUGUCCAGCAUCAGCAGUCGUCCAGUCAGCAGUAAUAUUUGUCCAGCAUUAGCAGUCAUCCAGUCAGCAGUCGUCUAGUUAGCAUUCACGAUCGUACAGUCAGCUCAGAAAAAAAUGAUUCCCACAUAGCGGUUAAAAAUCUAGAAAUAAUAAUAGUCAUUUAAAUGAUGCCUAACAGGCCAGGAACAUCGAUCAAUGUCAAAGUUAAAGUCGAAUAGUUAUAAAAAGAAACAUGUUUUAUUGAUGCUUCCAAUUACUCUUUACUGGUAUUCUCUUAAUAUUUUAUUAAAUAAAAUAUGUGUUUACUUUUAGUAUACUUAAUGUUUCAUCUUACUCAAAUGUUCCUUUUACUGAUGUUGCAAGACUGCCAAUUUUUACAUGUAUUUGAUUUAUGAGAAGUGUUUGUGAUUAUGCAUGUGACAUGCUUUAUGUAUGAACUCUUUGUUAGUCAUUGGACAUAUUCUAAUAAAAAUUCCAGGUGCUGUU